Messenger RNA from Iphiclides podalirius (scarce swallowtail), 2637 nucleotides. The record is from the annotation of a GenBank genome assembly. NCBI's taxonomy places the organism in Eukaryota, Metazoa, Arthropoda, Insecta, Lepidoptera, Papilionidae.
AUGUCGGAGGUCGAUUCCGGCGCGUGCCUAGUCAUUUUAUCGGCCAACCGGGGAGAGGAUGCCAGAGCCGCUUUGCCUCACCAACAGAUGAAGUCCGGGACACCGCAUUACCCAGUCGAUCGAUACUUGGUCGAGAGCAGCAACAGGAUUGAAAUGGUCAACAUCGACGACGAGACGUGGAAAUCGGAGCCGGCCAUACGGCCGGAGGACGAGGCCGUGCUGAGGACACUACGCGAGAUGCUGCAAUCGACCGCGGACGAGCUCAGGCUGAUCUCGGGGGAGCUGAAGCGGGAGCCGAGGGUGCGGUUCGGAGCCACGCCCACCCUGGACCAGGAGUUCAACGAGAGGCUCCACGUGGAGGAGAUCGUGGACGCCAAGUUCCACGGGUGCAGGAUCGUCAGACCGCCGCACACGAGGACUGAAGAUAUCAGGGAAGUGAACGCGAGACCAACGAAGCCAUCUGCGACCGCCAACGCGUCGGUACAGGUGAAUCGAACGCCAGCCGCCAAGAAAGCGACUAAGAGUCUGUCGAUGUCCCGCACGAGAAUCGUACAAAUCGACGAGCCCCGUGUUGAGAGCGAGAGGCCCGAUCCGAGGAAACCUUUCGUUUACAACGAAUACUCGUACAAACACGAGGAGACAAAAGUUAAAGACGUUCGAUCGAAACCGCUGAACGUACAGGCGAUGCCGAGCAUCAAUAUCAGGGGCGAGUUGAAAGAGCAGAAAGUUCUGCAGCUAGACAUUAUACCGGAGCAGAAGACAGAUACGGAAAAAUUGCCGACGCAGAGCAACGUUGCAGUCAUCGCAAUACAGCACGAACCGACCCCAGCAGUCGAGAAAACUAUAUCUAAAUAUCCGGAGAUACGAUACGUCCCCACCGCUUCCCCAAAACCCGCUUUCAGGAGAGUGUCCAAAAUGCUUACGUGCGAUAGCAGUGAAUCGACCGACAAUGUAACGUCUAAGACUAGGAUGAAAAGUAGAAAUCUAAUCAAAGCCCAUGUUAAAUCUAUCCCCAAAGCGUCGGCCCGAUUUGAGAAAUACAAGGAAAGCAAUAACAGAUCGAAAUUAGACAAGAAACAAAACAGCAACAUUGAUGACUGGAGAAGAAAGAUUAACACUAUUUAUGGCCGUCUAUCUACAUCGAGAAAUAUUUAUGCACGUUCACAACCAGCUUCCAGAGUUUCGACAAAAUCUGAUCCAGUGCCCACAUCAAGCAGGAACAAAUCCCAGACGUUGCUGAACAACGCAGAAUACAUCCCGUAUUCGAAACUCACAUUAGGUGGCGUCAAUGUAAGCGAUAUCGAGAGGGAAAUAUCCGACCUAACCGAUAAAAACGUUCCAUUGAGCCCCAUUCUAGACAAAAUUUUAAUAAGCCGCGAAAACUCCUUUCACGAUAGCGCACCUAAAAAAGAUAACGCCAAUAAAAAUAUUCUAACCACGUCUGAUGAAAAUCUGUUGGAGGAGGUGCUGGAUAUCGAGAGAAACAUCACCACGACACUGAACAAAAACUUAAAUGGUAAGGAUAAAGUAAUUUCGGCCGUCUCAAGCGAAAGUAACCAAAGCGGGAGGAGUUACGCCGACGAUUUCGAGGAGGAGAGAUCGGACAACGACAAAACGCAAUCAGACGAGGCACAUCCCAACCGUAAUGUGACGACAAAAGAUGGUACCGUCAUUCACAUCGAAUCUGGUAUAAAAGACGCCACAUACACGAAAUCCCCGAACCUAUCGUUCAAAAGCCGCGUGGACAUCUUCGAGUUCAUCCACUCGAUCAACACCCAGGACAACGCGACGCAGAGCAACUGCUCCGGCAAAAUAACGCCCAAAUCGACGCAGAGCAACUGCUCCGGCAAAAUAACGCCCAAAUCGACGCAGACCUCGCCCAGAAACGUGCCAAUACGGAACGACCUGUGGCUUGAGGCCCACGCGUCGACAAAUCCAACGAGUGACGUCGACAAAAUCAACGAGGAGUUCAUCAAGAAGCUUAUCAUUGACGAGUGCACCGGUAUCUUACAGAAGAAUAUCGCGAAGACCAAGGAAACCAGCGAGAAGAGAAACUCCACGGCCUCGCAGAAGAACACUCAAACGUCCCCCGCGCAUGUGAGAGGCGUGAUGACUUCGCCGACGAAGACCAAGACCAGGACGACGUCACCGUUGGGUCCCCUCACCGUCGACCACCAAACCAGCCCCGUGGCAUUUGCGCCGAGCGAAGAAACGCACAUCGCGCUGGGAACAGUCGACGACCUGGCAGCGUCGAUAAAUCUAUCGUCGCCGCGUUUCAGCUUACGCUUGCCGAAGGACUCGCGCGAUGUCAUAUCCAAUCUCGACGCCGCCACGUCGAGAGAUCGCAAACCAUUCAGGACCCCACUGCCCUUGAAAACGUUCACCAGCUCCAGUUCUGCCGACGCCGACUACUCUUCCGACGUCAGUAGCUUCGGCGAGAUAAACGACAGACUGAGGAGGCGGCCGAGGCGGAAUAAAAUACUAACAGUGUCCGAAUCGAGCACGUCUACUUCUAAAUGCAGUUCCGACUCCAGUGUAGUGCUACCGCUGAGGAGUGAAGGGGAAAUAAGUCUAGGUCAGGUCGACAGGAAAACCGGAUUCAGCAGGAGCGAAGGUGAAAUGAGUUUAGGGCUGCGU